AUGUCGUUCCAAGAGGACCAGCCGGAAACCCCCGUCUACAGCGAUAUCCCUCCACCUGCCCAGCUGGCCCUGCCUGACCCGCUACCAGUCCAGGUCCCGUCCAGCGAGCUGCAAAACCCGUUUCUCCAGUCCUCGUCAGUGCACCAGGGAACCUUCUACGUGAUAUUCCUGCCCAUAGUGGGCGGGUUUGUGCUCGCGUUCCUGCUGGGGUCGGCGUAUAACCGCUUCCGCGCAAAGAGCCAAGCUCGUCACGCCAACCUUGCAGACGACUCGUUCGACUCCGACUACACAGACUCCAAAGACGACCCCAUUGUUCCGAUCAACAUUAUCAGACACAAAACGGUAGCUGGUCAGACGCGGGGCAUCGAAGUCGCAGGAUUCAGACCCGUCAGGUCCAUCAAGCUACCAUCGAAUAGCCAUACAAAAGUUUUUUACCAGCCACACCAAGGCCCAGCACAAGUCACCACCCUGCAUCUCAAGAAACAAAGCGACCUGGGUACGCCCGAGCUGCCUAUACGUGCCUCGCUCAAACGGCCAGUCAUCCGCAAAAAUACAAGCAUCGUCCUGGACCAGUUCAUCCAAACAGGAGAACUGCCAAUGAUGGACGCCCAGACAGCCCCAAACAGCAUCUACGAAUCUGGGUCCAACUCGUACGUGAGCUCGCGUAGCAUAUCGCCGGCAAAAUCGAACUACAGCUACAGCCAGAGCCCCAAGCGACACGCCGGCUCCUCGGUCACGUGA
Molecule: messenger RNA, 741 nt
Organism: Ogataea philodendri
Lineage: Eukaryota; Fungi; Ascomycota; Pichiomycetes; Pichiales; Pichiaceae
Exons: 1
Coding region: 1-741 (246 amino acids)
Source: RefSeq, a predicted model, not a curated record